GAACGAUCUCAUGUUAUUUUAUGGUUUAGCCUCUAUCAUAAACGCACCAGAUGUCUAGUUAUAAGGAACUCCGUAACCCCUUUUUCCGAAAUUGGGUAAAUGCUAGUUAUGCUUUGAGGUAUCUCCAAUACGGAUUGAGAGAAUUUAUUGACGAUACUGCAAAAAAGCACCACAACAGCCUUUUAGACAAGUUAUCAAAAGGGCAAGUAGUAGCGAACACGGGUUGUAACAUUUGCUCGUCUACCAACCUCCUUCCUGAACAUCCCAAACGUGGUUGCAUUCAACGCUAUCCGAAAAAAUGCUUGUGUAAAGACUCGCAUGGCAGGCGAAAGUGUCCAAACCAAUCUUGUAGUCUGUUGUAUGACCUAAUCAUUCUUGAUCACGAAGAAAGAAAUCCUAUUUGGGAGAACUCCGAUCUCCAAAGUUGGUGCAGUGACUACUUCGAAGUUGCGAAAUUAUAUUUAGGAAUGCAGGGACAUAUUGAUGUACAUAAUUGUUGUGAAAUAGAUGCACCCGGCCUUCUAACUAUAGCCAUAAACAACAUCUUCUUUAAUGACUACAUUGAAGAUAUUGCCAAGUUUAAAAAGGCACGCGACGUAAGAAAUGAGCUGUUACAUUCUAGCAGAUUAGAAAUAUCAAAAGAGAAACUGGAUGAAUACCUUGACGCCAUGAUUGAUGUACUUACAGAUGAUCGUUCACUCGUAAUGUAUGAAGCCGCAAAGAAAGCUGUAGAAAAUAUUGAAAAGGUCAGAAGUAAUCAAAUAAGUAUAACUGAGGUAGAUGCAGAAGAAAUGAUACAUUCAGCAGUAAAAGCAAUAGAAGAAAAGCGGCAAGAGGCAACUCAAGAAUUAACAAAAGAAUGUAACUCACUCGAAUGGAAGAUGCAAUCAAACAUUGCGCUUAAAACUGAAUCUUCAUGUAAACAUCUUCAAAGAAAAACCGACGAGUUGGGAAAGAAAUUAGUUAAAGACAUGGAAGAACAAACGAAGCAUUCAAAACAUAGGCAUGCCAUGAUGCUGUCUGAAGUUGAAGAAAAAAUGACUGAUUUUGUAAAUAAACAACAACAUCUGCAACAAAAUGGUGAAUUUGGCAAUCAAAAGAUUAAAGCUUGUGAUUCAACUGGACAAACGGAAGCUACUUUGACAGAGGUCCAGCAACAUCUUAUCAAUUACUAUCGGUCUUACUACCUUACAACAGACGUAUCCCCUCUUCUUCCCGACGAGAAUGUUCAUGUAGAUGACGUAUACGUCCCGUUAAUAUUCAGAGUUACUAGAAAAGGAAGGACCAAAACUGAAAAUGUUAUCCUAGCUUCAUUAACUGAUGUAUUCACGGAAAAUGACGAGCGGCUUGAUAAUAUCUAUCUAAGUGGCGAGGCUGGCAUUGGAAAAACAACGCUUUGCAGAAAGUUAAUAUCAUAUUGGUGCGCUGCUCACAGUUUAAACAAUCAGAUGACCAACAUUUCUCAAGAUGAUGAAAAGGCUGUAGAAAAAAUGAAAAACUUUGAAUUUCUUCUGUUCAUUUCACUUCCGGAUUUAAACAAAGAAACAUCUAUUGAAGAGAUGGUAGAAAACCAGCUUUUGUCAGGAUUUCAGCACAGUCAGUUAAUAAGAAGAACUCUUCAAAGCAAACCAAAGACUUGCUUAUUUGUACUCGAUGGGCUUGACGAAUGGGAGCCAAAAGGUCUUAGCACGCAUCCGGCUAUUCCAGAAGGUUUACCAAUUUAUAAGAACUGUUACACGAAGCUAUUUACAUCAAAGCCAUGGAAAAUUGAAAGCAUACGCCCAAAACUUACUGAAAAUGACUUAGAACUUGAAAUCGAAGGAAUAAGCAUAAUUAACUCAAAACGUCUUGUGAAUGCCUUGCUGAUAUAUUUUGAAGUCCGGAACACUGCUGAAGAAUCUGAAAAGUUUUUAGCUGAAGUUCAGGAAAAGAAGAUACAACAUCUUCUGCCAAUACCAUUGAUGCUUAAACUUCUUCUAUGCCUUUGGUUAGAAAACAAAUCACUUGAAACAUCGACAACCAGUAUUUACUGCGCAAUUCUUGAUCUUUUACUUUCUACAGCAAUGAAGAAAAAUCGCUAUGAUGAAGGAUUUCAGGAAUUGCUUGAUAAUCUACAGGAACAGCAAUUACCAGCUGUUUUUCGAAACAAAUCUUCUUGUAAGAAAUUCUCAUCUGUCAUAAUCAGCUUAGCCAAGCUUGCGUUUCAAACAUUAUUUGCAGCGGAUAGGGGAAAAUCUUUAGUAUUCAAAGACUCGGAUCUUUCGUCAUAUGGAUUAUCACAAAAUAAUAUCCGGCUUUGUUUGACACUCGGCUUACUGUCUCAGAAGAAAAUUCUCGGAAUUUCAAAUAUACUAACAGUAAAACAGGUUUCAUUUCUGCACAAGUCUCUACAAGAAUUGUUUGCCGCUAUUUAUAUCUCAAUGCAGUUUUCAGCUGAAACAGAGACUCAUAUAUAUCGUGCUUGUUCAACAGUUGAGAACGUGUUUGAAUUUUCAAACGUGUUUCUUUUUUUGAGCGGGAUUAAGCCAAUGAUCAUGUACCAUAUAUCUGGGCAUAUUUGUAAUUUAGCUGAUAGUGACACAGUUAUUGGCCAGUUUCGUGACAGAAAAACAACUGGACAUAUAGUAGGGUUAUUAAAAGCAUGUCGACUUCAAGCAACUAUAUCUUCUUGUUUGCAAGAAAGUAAAAACAGUAAUUAUGAUGACGCAAAAAUACGAUUAAGGGAUAUUGUGUUUGAUGGAGCUUUUCCGUUUGUGUUCAAGAAUAAGAAUGCAGCUUCCGUAUCAAUUUUUGACACAAUUUUUAACAUUACACCUUGUAGCAUUACGACUCUUGCUUUAAGGAAUCGUGUUUUGCCAGGACCGGUCUGGCAAUAUCUGAAAAGUUUAGAUUCACUUCAUACAGUAAUAUGUGAUAUGAACAGUGUCCCACGAGAUUGUUUAGUUACCAUUGUCAAUAAAUCAAGGUACACGAUAAAACAUAUACACUUAGAUGGGUACAAUCACGAUUCUGGAUAUAGAAAAGUAUGUUUUCUUCAAAGGGAUCAUAUAUCCGAGCAUGGAAUAACAAGUGAUCUGAUUGGCGAGCUCUUAAAAAAAGUAGUGUGUAUACAAAUUAAAGACUUUAUGCAAACUGUUCUCUGGAACGAUAUACUCGAAAACGCCGAUACAAGUAAUUGAUAGUAAAAGGAAAAGAACAAAAAACAACAAAAAACCAUCUUUUCAUUUGAACCUGUGAUCUAUAAGAUAAGGUAAAAUAUCAACAUAUGUUUUUAUGUGUUUCAGUGUCUUUGCUUGCUUUAACGAUUGCUGAGUUUGAAAGUGAUUUAAAGCCCCAUUUUCUAAAACUCCAUUGGGAUAUAUGUUACAUUGGUUAGUUUCAUUUACAGUGAAAUAAAGUUUGGUUCCCAAAAUUUGACUUGGAAACUAAGACAUUUGCAUCUGAACAUUGACCUACAAAUAACAGAGUGACAAUCAGUUUAUAAAUAGCUUUAAAUAGCUUUUAUAGUAAAAUCUAAAACUGUUAUAACUUUAUUUAUUUGACAUUUAGCAAAAAUGCAUGAAAAGUAUGAUCCCGUUGUUAAAGUUCUCGGAGCAGUGCAGGAAUAUUUUUUUCGACAGUUAAUAUUAACAAUCGGAAGUGCAGACAGAACAGAACAGAAUAGAUAGAGCUACUAAUAGAAAAAUGAGAUUUGGUAAAUUCGAUGUUAAAAAAAAUAUUUUAAAAAAUGUGCAAUUGUUAAUUUUUUUUUUUUUAAAUGUUUUUUUUCUAAUUUCAAUUAUCGUGCUGUUCAAAUGAAUAUUUCCUAAAUGCCUUGAGCGAAAAUUACUAUUUUCUUACCGUACACUACAUUGUAUUUAUAAACAUCUCACUUUGAUUAUGUUCUUUAUUUUGCAAACCUUUUGUAUAUUAUUAAAAUGUGCAUGCCCAAAUGUUUUGUUAUAAGAUAUGUUAAAUGAAGAGAAUGUUAAAAAAAAUGUAUAGACCAAGCAAUGGUAUUCAGUUUUGCUAUUAAAAGAAAGAAUUUUUUAAGAACGUUAACCUAAAUUGACAUUGUAGUGUUGGCUAUAUCUCUAUCUUUCUUUUUUGUUCAAAUGUAUGUGUAUUCUGUUUCUUGUAUAAAAGCUGGUGGUCUAAAUACACAUUUAUUAAAUUAACUUUUGAAAUUAGAUAAUCUUUGUAUUUUAUAGUGUUGAAAUAAAUAGAUAAUUUGAAAUUA
Ruditapes philippinarum (Manila clam) is the source of this 4219-nucleotide messenger RNA. RefSeq lists its product as uncharacterized. Lineage: Eukaryota; Metazoa; Mollusca; Bivalvia; Venerida; Veneridae. Bases 51 to 3179 code for a protein of 1042 amino acids. The record is from RefSeq and is a predicted model, not a curated record. The transcript is spliced from 5 exons.